Messenger RNA from Entamoeba invadens IP1, 1527 nucleotides. RefSeq lists its product as hypothetical. NCBI's taxonomy places the organism in Eukaryota, Evosea, Mastigamoebida, Endamoebidae. The transcript has a single exon. Bases 1 to 1527 code for a protein of 508 amino acids. The record is from RefSeq and is a predicted model, not a curated record.
AUGAUUCUAAUUAACAUUUUGGCUUUACUUGUUGCCGUAGAUAGUCACCAUGACCCAUGCGUCAACGAAUUUAGUGCUAUGGAUAUCACUAAAGCGGAGACUCAUAACGGUUUGAUUCCUCGUCUGCAUGUGACAUACACCUGCUAUUCAGAAAUUGAGAAUUACCAAAUCAAGGUGGCCGCACAUCUCUCGAAACAACUGUGCUACUUCCACAAGUGGUACAAAUUCUUCAAUUUUCAUGGGAAGAACAUCAGUCGCUGUGGACAGUUUUUUGAAAUCACUGGACCAACACAAGUCCCUUAUCACUGCAUGUUUGCAGGUACUUUUGAGUCUGACUCAACUGAUGAGGAUCAAGAGUAUUACACUCGAAAUAUAGUUUUAGUCAAUGGAUUGACUAUGGGACAUUUGACAACAAUGUCCGCCAUUGAACCGCCGGUUUUCACGAAAAUAUCACUGAGAGCGUCGGACGCACCAUUUGAGCUGUUAGCAAAGGUCACAGCCAUUACGUUUAAUUCUACUGAUAUACAAAUGGUUGUGUACGAUAACUCGAGACCAAUUCAAAGUGUUCUAGUAAACGACGACGAGUACUUUCAAAAUGAAAAUGGGGCGUUCAACGUCAAAAGAAAGAAGAGCAUCAUCGACACAGUGAAGUUCGUUGCAAUUGACGGAGAAAUAUUUCUGGCAUAUGUAACUACUCUUUUCAGAAUUGGAGACGCUUUUGCACAAAACCCGUUGACACAGAUAAAAGACGAUCAGGUCUGUUCAUUCACACCAAAUCCAAUUUUAUUCGACGAAGAACAGACAACAUCAAAAUACGACUUCUCGUCGUGGAAAAUAUUGACUGUUUCUGGGACUAAUUCGACUACAUACAUUUCGCAUGACAAAAGUGUCGAUUUUGUGAUGUCUGAUACUGAAAUAUCUAUAUACUUUUUGUAUACUACAAAGUUCAUGGUAUGGAGCACUUACAGAUUUCUACUCUGUGACUUCUCGGCCACUAGUCAAGUCGUGCUCGAUAGAGUUUUUCUCACUACGAUGAACUAUUCUGACACGUUCAGCGUGAUUAACAUCAACCCUCCAUUUGAUCAAUGUUCAAACAUGAGUUUUGUUCUUCAAAACAGUCUGAAUAGUUCCCAGAGUUUAGAGUACAAGUACCAAUUUUACUCUUUCAUGACACGGCGGUGUCCAACAUCAAAUAAUGUAAUUGGUGUGGUUUUAAAAGGAACCAAAGGAAGUAUAAUUAGACUCCAAAGCACUUCAUUAGAGGAAAACAUGACGAUUGUAUCUUCAUGUCGUUCGGCUUCUUUAGAGUGUGGUGAAUUACAGUGUAAUCCUUAUGAGACGUUUCCAGAGAGUUUUGUGAAUGUUGGGUUUACUCGGGAUUGUUUCCCCGCAGAUUGUGGGCGUUGUAAAUAUGGGUAUAACUGUACUGCACAAGGGAAGUGCGAAAAGGUGAACAAUAAAAUGACGAGCUCAUCUGCUUUGUCUUACGUAGUUGUAUUGUUGUUAUUUACACUCUUUGUAAUUUAA